AUGGAUGAGAUUCUUGCCAAAGCCGGUUCACAGGCCGUUACAUUUGCUAUAAAAUCCGGGAUAUCAAUAGCCUCGACAUAUGCAUUGAAGACAAUAACAAACUUUGUCAUUCAGAUUCCUAAGGGUGACGCUAGAAGGAUAGAUCAAUUGAAGUUUAAAUUGGAAAGUCGCAUGGCUAUAGUUUCCAGUGCCAUUGACCUGAUAAAACUGGUAGCGGCAAGGGGGAAUACGAAUUUACAAAUCACUUUAAGAUUAACUAAGGAUUUGAAAGAGGAGAUUGACAGGUUUGAUGAGAAGAUCAACGAAAUGACGGAAAGAGUCGAGGGUUCAAGAAGUGCGAAAACGCAGAAUGAAGCUAUAAAAGCAGUGGAGAAUUAUAUCAAAGACCUGUUAUUGAGGAUAGAAGAAAUUACUCCAUUUAUCAAUCUUUCUUUAACCACAUCUGGCGCCAAUCUGAAUAGCGCACUUCCUCACCAGGUCUCACCAGGUUUGCUAUUAAAAGCCUCUGAUUUUGUUAAUGAAAGCAAUAGAAAUUAUGGAAAUGCAGUAGAACGCAAUGGAAAACAAAAGAAGGAAAAAGAAAAUUUAAAGGUUCGAGUGGGACCUACUUUUGAAGUUACGUUGUUUUCUAUUUUCUAUAAUUUGACUUCAGAGAGCAAUGGUCAGUCAGGUAUCGUUUGGAAAGAGGACAUGAAGCGAGCACGAAUCGAAGUAUAUAGGCAACAUUCUUCAGAAAAAAAGUAUGAUUAUUUCAUGAAAAUAGAACAGGAUUUCAAUGAUGGUAGAUAUCAUGAGAAUGAUGACAAGGAGGAUACCCCACAAGAACUCGCCAUAGAUUUGAAUCAUAUAAAGAAGCUGUUUUUCAGCGUUUCUGGUAAACUUCUUCGAUUAGAAGAACAGGAUUCUCCAGUGUUGGUGUUGAAGAUUGAUCGUCACGAUGACAAGGAAAAUGUGGCGGGUGAAGUGGAGAAAGGUCUUCUUGACGACAUUGCUUGGUAUGCGGUAAGUGGAUAUGAAGAAGCGGAAGAAGAAGAAGAAGAAGAAGAAGAAGAAGAAGAGGAUGAGGAAGAGAAUGAAGAGGGAGAUGGAGAGGAAGAAGAAGAGAAAGAAGAGGAAAAGAAAUCGGAGAACAAGAGUUCAUCCAUCACGUUACUGGAAUAUAUUAUCCGGUUGACGUCUUUACAAAGCAACGAUCAGACAAGUAUAUUGGAAGUUAGCGAUGAAAGAUUGUCUAUAUAUUUGAAUGAUGAAAACGCCAACUCCAGAAAAGAUGGAAUCACCGACUCUACAAUUAAAGAGACUGAACAAAAACUACAAAACUUGAAACUUUAA
Messenger RNA from Saccharomyces kudriavzevii IFO 1802, 1332 nucleotides. RefSeq names its product Yrb30p (gene YRB30). Gene Ontology annotation, molecular function: GTPase regulator activity. The coding region runs from base 1 to 1332 and encodes 443 amino acids. Gene Ontology annotation, cellular component: cytoplasm; nucleus. The record is from RefSeq and is a predicted model, not a curated record. Lineage: Eukaryota; Fungi; Ascomycota; Saccharomycetes; Saccharomycetales; Saccharomycetaceae. The transcript has a single exon.